Peronospora matthiolae is the source of this 1026-nucleotide messenger RNA. NCBI's taxonomy places the organism in Eukaryota, Oomycota, Peronosporomycetes, Peronosporales, Peronosporaceae. The record is from the annotation of a GenBank genome assembly.
AUGACCAGUCGGCAGCUCGACCACGUGAGUGCGCUCGACGGACAUUGCGACCGCGCUUGGCACGUGGCGUGGCGCUGCGAUGGCAAGUUGCUGGCAUCGUGCAGUGGCGAUCGGACCGUGCGUCUCUGGGCCGUUGAGAGCACGACUGGUGGCUGGACGUGCGCGGGCAUCCUCGAAGACGCUCAAGGACGGACGAUUCGAGCCUGCGAGUGGUCGCCUGAUGGACGUUACUUGGCGUCUGUGAGCUUUGAUGCCACGACUGUGAUCUGGGAGAAACGUGGGAGUUCGUACGAGGUCGUGGCGAGUCUGGAAGGCCAUGAGAGCGAGGUCAAGAGCGUGGCCUGGAGUCCCUCGGGCAGUUACAUUGCUACGUGUAGUCGUGACAAGAGUGUCUGGAUCUGGGAAGCCGAUGCAGACACGGACUUUGAGUGUCUCUCGGUGCUCCAUGGACACACGCAGGACGUCAAGUUUGUAGCAUGGCACCCGACUGAAGACCUCCUUGUGUCGACUAGCUAUGAUGACACGAUUCGUGUGUGGGCUGAGAAUGAAGACGAUUGGUACUGUAAAGAGACGCUGAAUGGCCACAAGGCAACGGUGUGGGGAGUGGCGUUCAACUCGGACGGCACCGAAAUGGCGUCGGUUUCUGACGACAACGACGUGAUCAUUUGGCACUACGAUCCAAACAGCAAAGAGGUGAAUGAAGACGGAAGCUCGAAGCAAUGGAAACCGAUGUCCACGCUCUCUGGCUACCACGAACGUACCAUCUUUAGCGUGGACUGGACGAAACAAGGCGAUUAUCUCGUCACGGGUGCUGGUGACAAUGCCAUUCGAGUGUUUCAACGAAACCAUUUGUCCAGCUCGUUCGAUCUCGUCAUUGAGCAGAAGCAGGCGCAUGCAAGCGACAUCAAUUGCGUGCGAUGGAGUUCGCAGCAAUGGCAGCAAGACGAUCAUGGCAAAAAGUCGCUCUUGCUCGCGUCUGGCGGUGACGACGCGCUUGUGCACAUUUGGAAGUUUAGUCUGCCUUAA